Macrobrachium nipponense is the source of this 5181-nucleotide messenger RNA. RefSeq lists its product as uncharacterized. The transcript is spliced from 14 exons. Bases 96 to 1631 code for a protein of 511 amino acids. The record is from RefSeq and is a predicted model, not a curated record. NCBI's taxonomy places the organism in Eukaryota, Metazoa, Arthropoda, Malacostraca, Decapoda, Palaemonidae.
CAAACACCAUUCGUCCAGUCACGGGGAAGAGGUCAGUCCAGCUAGUCGUGUCUUCCCUCCCCUCACCUGUCCUCGGUUAGGCAUUCCCGACCACCAUGAAGCUCUGGAAGAGUUCUUCGUCAGCCUUACCGAUGUUUUCACCAUCGCUAGGUCGUCUGUCCUUCACCUGGGUGUUCGUUUUCGUCGCUCUUCUGCAGAUGCAGCACACGGCAGCUGAGGACAACUUGCAGUACGAGAGCCUUGAACACCAUCUUCAGGAAAUACUUGCCAUCGAAAAAGACUUUGAAUUUGAUGAAGGACUGGAAGAUGACAUCGAAGUGGCCGACGACCUGGAAGACGAUGGACUUUUGACGAAGGAUGACCUCCGAGACCUUCAAGAAGUCAUGGCUUCUUUGUACAAGAGUUCCACUAGCAAGGCUAUGAUAAACGCAACAUUAAAUGGAACGACAACGGUGACCACAGGCAACACCUUCAAAUUUUACAGUCACGAUGGAUUCUCUGUGGUCCGCUACCCAAAUAACUUCCUGCGACACUUUUGCUUUACCAUGGGUCCAUCAGUAGCAGGCAUGUACGUAAACUGCUCUUACUUCAGGGUACAAAGGAGUAGUACUUGCUUCAAAGAUCGCAUGGUUAUCUACUCACCCCCCCUUAACAAACUCAUUAGGCUGUGCGGAAGACACCAUGGGUAUAGUCACACAUUCUCUGAUGCCGUCUGCUUCUCGUUCGUAACCAACCGGAGAAUAAGAAGGCCCGGAUUUUGCUGCGAGAUGACUCCGAUUCCAAUGACAACCACAACUACAACCACCACAACUACAACCACCACAACCAAACCCACCACAACAGCACCUCCCCCUUGCUGUGGACCCACACCUACGGUCCCUGCUAACAGAAAAGUUGUGCGCACUUGCGCUGAUUUGCUGCCUGGAUUUGGUUACUGCAAUUGUACAAACUUGUCGAAUGGUGGAAUAUGUCUUAUCUGCAGUUUCUGUCAAACAUGUGACCUGCGAUUCUUCACAGUACACGACUUCUCGCAAACAAAAAUCUAUCAGUACUACACUUUCCCUUGCACCAACUGCACUUUGGAUCUUAGAACCUAUGAUUAUGCGCAGUAUGUUUAUGGGUAUGUUAACUGCCUAAACCCGCCUACACACGUCACACUUCCUACUUAUCCAAAUGCGACUCAGGUCGUUGCAGUAUUCUGUCCGAUACCAUCAAAUUUCGAUAUCUGUGCAUAUUUCCAAUCUCUAAUAACUGGAUCAGGGAGAAGACUUUCCUCGGAAAAGGGCCAACGAAAGGAAAUUGGACAUCUUGCAAAAGCAUGCAAUGGAUUUAGACAUCUUACUCUUCUGGAAGUACUUUUUAACUCCUCCUUAAUAGCUGAUCCAGGGACAUAUCGAGCAAUAACGAUCAUAGGACAACCCUGCGCCAAUUUAACUGAAGGUGGAAUCAUAGAUUUGUCUGAAUUCACAAAUGUUGAAGUAAUAAACCUAAACCUCUGCAACUGUGGAUCCAUAAUUCUGAACUCUUUGUGCAUCAAGCAAGUCACCAUUAGCCUUCCCAACAAUUCAAGCUGCACUUCUUGCAACGUCACUAACCAAGCUCCGACACAACCAAAUGUCAUCUGUCCUUAAUCUUCUCUACUGCAGAAUAUCAUCACAUAAGACAAGACCGCCAGCAGGUUUGAUGGAAAAAAGAGGAUUUUCACAACACCUAAGAAAGAUAUAGCAUUAUAUCAAACUAAAUGAAGAUUCAAGAUAAAUUAUAUCAAUCAAACUAAAUGAAAACUAAAGAUAACAUAAUAUCAAACUAAAUGAAGAAUCAAGAUAAAUAUAUAGAAAAACAUGGAAAAAAAUUGUAGCAAGCAUAAGAGGCUGCAAGAAUAUCAACAGUAAAACAAAAGCACACAGACACAAGCACAAAAGAGUAUAGUAGUGUUUAUCAAGAGCCAAAGAUUUCCUGGUUUUGGGUUUUCCGUUUCUUCCAAACGUAACCACCAACAAUCAUUAUAGUUCUCUUACCAAUUCUCGAGUAAAAUCACAUCGAUUUCAGAACUAAAAAUCGAAACUUCCUGAAACCUCGACUCACCACUGCAUUUAAUUAUGGACUUAAGGUACGAUUUAAACUGCACAUUCAUGACACCCCAUUUGUUUAUGAUCUGCCUAUUUAUGUUGAAUGCCUUUGAUUUGACUUCUGUUACUUAACGGUAAAAAAAAGUUUAAUCUUUUCUCAUGAGUCGGUUUCUUUAUCAAACUUUACAAAAACUUGGAAAAUUUUAAAUAUAAAUUUCUUGACAACCAAACCCAUCAUAUUCCUAACGUACAAAAUAUGAACUCAAUAAAAAACAGUGAAGGUUAGAAAUAUGAAAUUUAGCAAGAAUAAAAUAAAUAAAUAUGGACGAUCGUUAAUGAAAGAUGAAUGUACUACUAAACUGUUGAUUACUAUUAGCUUUUGCUUACUAGUUUUCUCUCUUUACGCUGAAACAGGUGUUUCUGAUGACUAGCUAACUAUGUAAUGAUCAGGAAAAGAAAAAUUACCAUGUUGUUUACUCUCAUUUUACUUCUGCCUCCGUAUAUAUAAGUAUUCAGCUGUAGCAUUCCAGCCGUCACAAGCAAUAAUCUGUGCAAUGGAAGUGGACCGAUAACCCCAAGGCAAUCACAUGUCUUUUGCUCUGAGCCAAGUUCAACAUACAAUCAACAUGGUGGCGGCGAACUAUUGCGCUUAGUCAACUGGAAACAAAUUUUGAAGAACUGAUAUAGAAGAAAAAAAAACAAGAUGGCAGCAGAUGUAACAUGAGGCGUCUGCAAUGGUUGAUCUUUUGGACAAAGAAAAUCCGGACGUGAUUCUCAGCAACUGCAAAAACUAGUGUUACCCAAAAUCUAAGAAGGAGUCACAGUCACUUCAAUUUUGACAGAUUAGAAUUCUUCCAUUCCUUCUUGACUGGACUAGAGCUUCAGCUGAAUAUUGUAAUUUUGCAGAGUGAGUUAGCUUGUAACGAGAUAAGACUGUGUUUUCCAACUUGGAUUUGAGCAAAGCUCAAAAGAAAAGUAUAGUGCAUGGACAAAGCCAUCAAUUAGUAAAGCAUUCUCUGAGUGAUCAGAAAGCACAAGAAAACUCUAGGAGGGUUAGUGGUGAUGGAAAGUCCUGUGGAUAACACCACCAAUCUGAAGUUUUAGUGUAAAUUUUGGGGUAAGACUUAAGCUACUGAAAAGGUCAAAAUCAUUUCAACUCUGGCUUUCUGAAUAUGCUUGGAUGCAAAUUAACAUAGGAGAAAGAAUGUAAAGAGACUGCACUGCAACCAGUAAGCAACUUGCUAAAAGGGGCUAACUAUUGAGCAAUAAGCUAACUGCCAUUAACAUCGUUCCUUCUCUAAAUUCUUUCUUCUUCAAAAUACUGCAAACCAUCAGCGCUAAGACCACUCACCAGGAAAGCCCUGUUAAUAAAAUUACUACAAAGUAAAAGGCCUGAAAUGCUUGGGUUAUAUGGUCGUUCAUGAAAUUGAAGCAGUAAAUGUGGUUUGUUAACAUUAUGAAAAGUCUUGGAGAAGAGACACCGAAAGAGGAAGCGAUAUGCAAUUCUGCAAAAGCUGCAUGAAAAUGUUGUGUAUCUUAUAUUACGAUGUGAUAGGAAAAUACAGAGGGACGACAAGCCUCCAAUCGUGAGACUUCCUUAUACAGAACCUGUAUUUAUUAAUACACUCACUUUAUCAAAAGGUCAAUGUAUAACUGCUGGCGUAUUACAAUCAAUAUUCUGUCCGCAAGAGACUUUGAGCAAAUCAUUAAAUCAAAAUUUUAAAAAUGAAUCUAAGGAGCUUCAAGAAACCUCAUCCUGCUUCUUUUCACAUCACUAACCAGAUGUCUUCUUUACGUAACAAUAAGAAAAGAUCAGAUACUCUCAACCACUACAAAGAAGUAUCUCUUUUUGUGUUCUUUUAUUGAUGGUGGUGGGAAAUUAUGCAUCAACUUAUCUGUUCAAAUUACUGAUCUUCUUACAAGAUUUAUUUUCUUUCUCUUCGCUUUGGUAUUGUUCUUCAGCUUGUUUUCCUAGCAAUUGUAAUGUAAACAAGUGAUCCACAAGAAGAUGAAAUCCUCCAUGCUACUAAUAGAAAAGAAAUUUUGUUAGUUAUUCACGACUUCAUCCAAGCAAUCAAAGUGAAACUGAGAAUCUCGUCUUGUAGUGGACCAUUGUAAAUUGCAAAAGGAAAAUGGUGGUGGGAAUAUAAUCAUUUUUCUUCAGUCAUUAUUAGCAAAUGUAUUUACACAUAUCUUUGGUUUGUUUGAAGUGCAAAACUAUAUUUUGUUAACGCUACCCCCAACCUAGCACAUUCAAAGGUAUCAACAUUGAAAGGCAAACUUCUAUACACCGAAGUCCAUUUGGAAAAUAGUGGACAAAAUAUACGCAAGGCAUUGUCAUUAUUUACAAUACAUUUAUGAAUUUUCAUUUUUGACACCGGAAAUGUAAAUUGAAGUCCUACAAGGGUACUGUAAAAACAGUUUUCUUCAAAAAUAUCUUUUAAUGUUCAUUAAACUACUUUGAUGUAGUCAGAGUAACACCAUUGAAAGCUGGAAUAAAUUUGUCCUUUACAGUCACAGUGAGGCUUUACUCUCAUUCAGUUAAUGUAAGAUCGUUCAGCUUCAUAUUAGAAUAUUUUUGUGAAUGUAAUUUUAUUUUGUUAAGUAAACUGGACAAAGUCUUCCCAUGACUUAAGGAUGUUACUUUAGGAGAACCACAUAGUAACCAACCAUAACCUUUAGGGAAGCUAUCAAUCUUCCGCUUAACAGGUCAAAGGUCAGCAUCAUGUUAUGGCUUUGUGGGGGAAAAAUGACUAAUCUGAAAUUAUUUUGGCUGUGACGUUGCCUUCCUUGCAUUGCUCUGACAUGCCCCAUACUACAAUGUUACUGGAACAGUUUGCAUCCUGUAUCGUGUGCCUGACACUAACACCUGUACGAAUUAAGAUGAAGGACCCUGAUUUGGUACCUAUGGUAGUGUUGCUUUGACGUUGUUGGUGGCUAAAUAAAUGAAAGGUAAAUAUUAUACUUCUCAUACGAAUACGAAUUGCUCUGAGGAAGCAACUACACACAAUGAAUUAAUUUUAAUAUAGAAGAAGCAUAAAUAAGGAUGUUUUACUCUGAUAGAUUUGAUUUAGAAUAACCUUUCCAAAAAAUAAAUGGACUUCAAAUCAAA